Molecule: messenger RNA, 375 nt
Organism: Fibroporia radiculosa
Lineage: Eukaryota; Fungi; Basidiomycota; Agaricomycetes; Polyporales; Fibroporiaceae
Exons: 3
Coding region: 1-375 (124 amino acids)
Biological process (GO): mitochondrial electron transport, NADH to ubiquinone
Source: RefSeq, a predicted model, not a curated record
AUGCUUGCUCGUAGCUUUGUCCCGCGGCUUGCCCGCCCUCUCGCUCGACUCGCCUCAUCCUCAUCCUCGUCCGGUGCCCCUGUCCCUGCCCAUGAAACCCCGUCAGAAGGUGCUGCUGCGUCCCAGGCUCCCAACUACCCGACAACUUGGUCGACCAGCCAGCGACCACGUCCCCAUGGCCGCUCUGGACCUCGCUUUGAGCAGACGAUCAUGGACCUUCAGCCAAACCCUCUCAGUGCAAUGGAGAUGAUCAACAGUGAACCCAUUCGUGUUGUUCACGGCCGCAAGGCAGUUUGCGAUGGUGGAGGAGGCCCUCUUGGUCAUCCCAAGAUUUUUAUCAAUCUGGACAAGCCAGGACCUCGGCCUUGCGGGUAA